UCAACUUCCGCCAUCUUUUCGGGAAGUCAGUACGGUUUGGAUGUAGACGAAUAAUACUUAUAAAAAUACCAAAGCUGGUCUAAAUGUCAAACUCCACGAGCUUACAGAAAGCCAUUGACAUAGUCACCAAGGCUACAGAAGAAGACAAGAAAAAGAAUUAUGAGGAAGCCUUGAGGCUGUAUGAGCAUGGUGUAGAGUACUUUCUCCAUGCAAUUAAAUAUGAGGCACAUAGUGACAAAGCCAAGGAAAGUAUCAGAGCUAAGUGUGUUUCAUAUUUGGACAGAGCAGAGAAAUUAAAACAGCAUGUCAGUGGCAAGAAACAGAAACCAGUAAAGGAUGGCAGUAGUGGUGGAAAUAAAAAGAAAGGAGACAAUGACAGCAGUGACAGUGAUUCAGAAGGAAAUGCUGAAAAGAAAAAGUUUCAGACACAGCUGGAAGGGGCCAUUGUGAUGGAGAAACCUAACAUUAAAUGGGACGAUGUAGCAGGUUUGGAUGGAGCCAAAGAGGCAUUAAAAGAGGCAGUCAUUCUGCCCAUUAAAUUUCCCCAUCUAUUCACAGGUAAAAGACAGCCGUGGAGGGGUAUAUUAUUGUAUGGGCCCCCAGGGACAGGGAAGUCUUACCUAGCCAAAGCAGUAGCCACAGAAGCCAAUAACUCCACCUUCUUCUCAGUGUCUUCAUCAGAUUUGGUCUCAAAAUGGCUGGGAGAAAGUGAAAAAUUAGUAAAGAAUCUAUUUGAGAUGGCCAGAGAACACAAGCCGAGCAUCAUUUUCAUAGAUGAAGUGGACUCCCUCUGCUCGUCCAGGAGUGAUAACGAGUCUGAGUCAGCCAGGAGAAUUAAGACAGAGUUUCUUGUACAAAUGCAGGGUGUUGGGAAUGAUAAUGAAGGAAUUUUGGUGUUAGGAGCCACAAAUAUUCCUUGGGUGCUUGACUCUGCUAUAAGGAGAAGAUUUGAGAAAAGAAUCUACAUCCCACUCCCAGAAGCGCCUGCUCGAGCCACCAUGUUUCAGUUGCAUCUUGGGAACACCCCAAACUCUCUCACUCAAGAAGACUUCAGAGAAUUAGGACUGAGAACUGAGGGCUACUCUGGAGCAGAUAUCAGUAUAGUAGUAAGAGACGCACUCAUGCAGCCAGUGAGGAAAGUACAGACUGCUACACAUUUCAAAAGGGUAAGAGGCCCAUCACGUGAUAACCCAGAUAUGAUAGUCAAUGACCUCUUGACCCCUUGCUCCCCGGGUGAUCCCCAGGCUAUGGAAAUGAACUGGGUGGAUGUGCCUGGAGAUAAAUUAUUUGAACCUGUUGUUUCUAUGAGUGAUAUGCUGAUGUCCCUUGGGGUGAUGAAGCCCACUGUUAAUAAGGCUGAUCUGGAUAAAAUACAAAAAUUCACUGACGACUUUGGAUCAGAGGGAUAAUUGCCUUAUCCCCCAAUGAGGAUGAUUAUGAAGAUUCUCCGGAUAAACUUAUAGUUAAAAUUUGAUAUUUAUCAUGAUUGUAUAUCCCUUUGUAAAGGUUUUAAUGGUUUUUGUCUGUGUUUAUGAUUCGAAGAAACAAGAUGCAAGUUUUUCUACCAGCAUUACUCCAAAGUUUGGGAAAUUUUGGAUUUAAAGUGGAAAACCCUGAUGACAUUUCUGAACAGUUUUCAUGUGAAUAGUUGACAUUUUAAUUUCCCUAUAGUCAUACUCUGGUAAUUUGGAGACUUUUAAGGAUAUUGUGAUUUCAAGAUACAAGAACUCCUGCUGCAAUGGCUGUUAUCUGAUAAUUUCAUCAGCAAUUUUUUUAUUUUAGUAUUUUCAUUAAUUGGAAUCCUGAUGAAUUUGUCCAAAACUGGAUUUUUUUAUGUUUUAUAACCAUAUUUUUUGUUUUGCUUUGUUAUUUUUUUUAUAACACAACCAUAAUUUGAUCAUGAACAGUUAAUCAACUUUCAAAUUGAUAUUUGCUGUACAGACACGUUACACAAGUCAAAAUAUAGUGAAAAAUGAUCAAACUUGUAUAAUAAAUUUCAAACCCUUAAUAAAGCCUUGCUCUUUACACAUUA
This is a messenger RNA of Lingula anatina, 2032 nucleotides long. Its product is annotated as vacuolar protein sorting-associated protein 4B. Gene Ontology annotation, biological process: endosomal transport; vacuole organization. NCBI's taxonomy places the organism in Eukaryota, Metazoa, Brachiopoda, Lingulata, Lingulida, Lingulidae. Gene Ontology annotation, molecular function: ATP binding; ATP hydrolysis activity. The record is from RefSeq and is a predicted model, not a curated record.